Molecule: messenger RNA, 1017 nt
Organism: Purpureocillium lilacinum
Lineage: Eukaryota; Fungi; Ascomycota; Sordariomycetes; Hypocreales; Ophiocordycipitaceae
Cellular component (GO): fungal-type vacuole; plasma membrane
Source: RefSeq, a predicted model, not a curated record
AUGUCAUCCGCCAACUCGACCGGCGCGCGCAUGAAGGACUGCACCGAGGUCUCCUUCGCAUGCCCCGUCGAAGGUACCGUCCUAGGCUACUACCCCAACCUCGGGUCCGGCAUCUUCUUCGCCAUUGCCUUUGCGCUGUGCCUCUUCGCCGCCGCCGGGCUGGGCGCCUGGAAGCGCACCUGGACGUACUGCGCGGCCAUAACCGUGGGGCUUAUCCUCGAGACGGCAGGCUACGUCGGCCGCAUCCUCCUCCACUACAACCCCUGGAAUAACGGCGCCUUCGAGCUGCAAAUUUGCGCCAUCAUUCUCGCCCCGACCUUCAUCUGCGUCUCCGUCUACCUCACUCUCAAGCACGUCGCCCUGCACCUCGCGCCGCACCUCUCCCGCGUCCCUGCCGCCUGGUACCCGCGCAUCUUUCUCCCCGCCGACCUGACCUGCCUCAUCGUCCAGGCCAUCGGCGGCGGCAUCGCCGCCGCCGCGGGCCACGAGAACCGCAAGCUCCAGCGCGCGGGGAACCAGGCCAUCAUCGCAGGCGUCGCUCUCCAGGUCGUUGUCCUCGCCCUGUUUGGCCUCAUGGGCGCCGACUACUGGCGUCGAGCGAUUCGGUUCGUCCGCUCCGGAGAGGCGCCGCGGGAGACGCUCGCGCUGUGGAACAAUUCCAAGUUUCGCCAGUUUGUGUGGGCCGUCACGGCUGCGUACAUUGCCAUCCUCAUCCGUUGCGUGUACCGAAUCGUCGAGAUGAGCGGUGGCUGGGGCAACCACAUCAUGCAGGACCAACCCAGCUUCCUCGUCCUUGACGCCACCCUCGUGCUCAUCGCCGUCUACCUCCUCACCAUCUUCCACCCGGGCCUGUUCUUCCCGCAGAUGCGCAACGGCUACGCAAAGGAAAUGGCCAAGGCGAACUCCGCCGGCGGCGCGACUGGCACUGACGCCGAGCGCGACGGUGAGAGCGACGAGACCAAGAGCGAAGCGACUGGCGCGGCCAACAACAGGCGCAAGGUCGAGCAGCCGGCUUGA